AUGCGAGUCGAACGAUCUUUGCUCCUCACUGCCCUCUUCGGUGCGUUCGCUACCUUUGUAGCUGCCCAAAACGAGAACGGGUCCGAAGCUGAGGAAGGUGCCCCAGAAGAGUCCAGUGCUGCCGAGACUGGAGCUGCCGAAUCUGGAGCUUCCUCCGCUGCUGCUGGUGCCUCUUCCGCUGCCAGUGAUGCCGAGGGUGCCGCCUCGUCAGCCGUCGCAGGAGCUUCUUCAGCCGUCUCAUCCGCCGCGGCUGGUGCUUCCUCCGCCGUCUCUGGUGCUGUCUCCGGUGCCUCUUCGGCCGCUGGUGCAGCCGCUACUGGAGCUUCCUCGGCUGCUGGGGGAGCCUCAUCUGCCGCUGGGGGUGCAUCCUCUGCUGCCGGUGGUGCCGCUACCGCCGCCUCGUCCGCCGCCGGAUCAGGUUCCAAAGCCGCCACUUCCUCUGCUGCUGCUACUUCCGGUGCUUCCAACUCGUCAGCUUCUGGAAACGGCUCCGAUUCAGGGGCUUCACCACUCGUCGGUAUCGCUCACGGAUCCGAAUGGCUUACUGGUGCCGCGGUCGUCGCCGGUGCCUUCGGUGCUGGUGUUGCUGCUCUCUUUUAA
Kwoniella botswanensis is the source of this 600-nucleotide messenger RNA. RefSeq lists its product as uncharacterized. The record is from RefSeq and is a predicted model, not a curated record. The transcript has 2 exons. NCBI's taxonomy places the organism in Eukaryota, Fungi, Basidiomycota, Tremellomycetes, Tremellales, Cryptococcaceae. Bases 1 to 600 code for a protein of 199 amino acids.